AUGAUUUCUUUCCUGAAUAACGAUAAGCGACGAACAAAACAAAUGAAUUUGAGUACAGAAUUGAGAAAAGAACGACCAACUUUUCAUAAAGGCGGUAUUACGAUUGAACAGCAUGUUUGUGUACGAGAAAAGAAAGUGCCAUUACUGUGGGAUACUUCUGAAUCAACGUGUACGUCAUAUAAACGAGCUAUACGUUGUGUUACGAGUGACAGUAACGGAACGUUGAUAAGAAUCAUUGAAUGUUGUGAUGGAUAUUACACUUCAGAUAUCAAGAAAGGAUGCUUUCCGUACGAUAUUCCAAAAACUCUGGAUGAAUUGUUGCAUAAAAAGAAUGUCUGUAUAGAGCCAUUCGCAUCAAAGGAUAUCAAAUUUACAACCUUACUGAUACCAAGCAAUGAAUCAUGCUCAGAGAACGAUACUGAAAGCAGGAAUUGGGAUCAAUACAUCCUGGAACAACCGUAUCGUAGCUAUGAAAUGUUAAACUCUCAGAAAUUGCCAACUCGAAAACAAGGAGCUUUUGUUAUUGUAUCGAGAAAUCUCGAGCAAACAGAUUUAGACGAUAAACCUCUUUUGAAUUGUAUCAAAAUAAGAGAUGAAGAUCUGGAAUGGAAAAAUGGCACUGUGCAACUGUUAAAUGGACCUUUACCUAAUAUAACAGAUCAAACACUUUUUGACAUUAUUAUAAAUGAUUCGAAUUUUUCUGCUUUCAGCAGUUUGUUAACUGAUGAUCUUCAAGAACGUCUUGCAUCAAACAAUCUCAUUUCAACUGUAUUCGUUUUUAACAACGAAAAAUUUUCUUCAUUAUCUUUAUCACUUCAAGCACGUAUGUAUCAAAAAAAAGGAUGCGCAAGAGAAUUAAUCAAGGAACAUAUAUAUGAUGGUAUGUUAUGCUCACCAUUCAAGGAAAAUGCUAUAACAUCAAUUACUGGUAUCAAACAUCGCUUUUACAAACAGUGGGAUGGAAAUAACACAGAAUUAAUUCGUCUGGAUAAUGGUCGAAUUUUAAGUACUAAUCGAGUAGCUUCAAAUGGUGUCAUUCAUAUCAUCGAUGAUGUAAUACUUCGAGAACAAUCUGCAAUAGAUUGGCGCGACCACUUAGAAUUUCCCGGUCGAGAAUUCCUGGAAAUCGUUGAACGCAAUAUUGGUUAUGAAGAUGACCCAGUGGCCAUAUUUGUACCACCCAAUGAUUCAUUCCGAAAUUUGACAGAUGAAAAAUCAUUUGUUAUGAAUCAUAUUAUCAUGAAUGACUCAUAUGUCACAAAUAAUCUGAUCGAAACAGCAUAUGGUUCGAAGAUUCCUUCAUCGGCGAAAUCUGUAAGGCCGGUUUUCGGAUGUGCAAAAACAGUAGAAACACCUACGAAGUAUUGCAACACGAUCAUUUAUACUAUUGAUGCUCCUUUACCAAGAACUACGAAUACAUUAGAAGAGCUGCUAACUGCUCGAAAUGAAUUUUCUGUAUUUGCUUCGUUACUCAAUGACAGUAACGUCAGUUUGGAGAAUGAUCGACUGUAUACCAUUUUUCUGCCUUCCAAUGAUGCAUUAUCGAAUAAUCAAGUUCGAGCACUAAGAACGAAUAAAACGAUGGCAAAUAAUUUUGUCCGCAGACAUAUUUUUGAGGGACUGUUCUGUUCGAAGAAUCUCCAGGUAAGAACAAGUAAUGGAGAGCUUCCUGUAAUUCUGAAAAAUGUUAGAGGUGAAUAUUACAGUGGUCACAGAGUAGACAAGAAGACAACAUUUGGUAAUAUUAAUUUACAGGAUGUGGAUAUGCUUGCUGUGAAUGGUAUCUUACACAUACUGGAGAGUCCACUGAAAAGUCCACAACACAUCGCACGCAGACAUCAAACACUAUGCUCGGCUUUUAAUUCCAUUUAA
Messenger RNA from Brugia pahangi, 1872 nucleotides. NCBI's taxonomy places the organism in Eukaryota, Metazoa, Nematoda, Chromadorea, Rhabditida, Onchocercidae. The record is from the annotation of a GenBank genome assembly.